AUCAUUAAGCCUUUUAAAUUAUGCUUUUUUUAUGGCUUUCUUUUCAGCUCUUUUUUUCCUUGCUAUAAUAAGCUAAGCCUUGCUCUCCCUUUUGGCUCUUCGGGUGCUUCAACUCUCACAGUUCGAGAGAGAAAAAGGUUGAGCUGCGAUUUUGUAUGGAUCCAAAGAGGAGGAAGGUGGACUCGCUCGGGUCGACUCACUUGUCGCCGUUCCCCGACGAGGUAUUGGAGCGAGUACUCUCGCUCUUGAAGGCCCACAAAGAUCGGAGCACCGUGUCGCUUGUGUGCAGAGAUUGGUACAACGCCGAGCGGUGGUCUCGGACCCACGUGUUCAUCGGCAACUGCUACUCCGUCUCGCCGGAGAUCGUCGCCCGGCGAUUCCCGAAGAUUCGGAGCGUCACUCUCAAGGGAAAGCCUAGAUUCUCGGAUUUCAAUCUGGUGCCGGAGAAUUGGGGAGCCGAUAUUCACCAAUGGCUCGUCGUCUUCGCCAAAGCGUAUCCGUUUCUGGAGGAGUUGAAGCUGAAGAGAAUGACCGUCUCCGACGAGAGCUUGGAGUUCUUAGCCUCGUCGUUCCCCAAUUUCAAAGCUAUCUCCCUUUUGAGCUGCGAUGGCUUCAGCACCAAUGGCCUCGCCGCCAUUGCCACUCACUGCAAGAAUUUGACUGAGCUUGAUAUACAAGAGAAUGGGAUGGAGGAUAAUGGUGGACGUUGGCUAAGUUGCUUUCCUGAAAGCUUCACAUCACUAGAAGUACUAAACUUUUCCAGCCAGCACAGUGAUGUCAGUUUUGAUGCUCUUGAGAGGCUUGUUACUAGGUGCAAAUCAUUAAAGGUUUUGAAGGUCAAUAAGAACGUCAACUUGGAACAAUUACAGAGACUACUUGUACGGGCUCCUCAGUUGACAGAGCUUGGUACCGGCAACUUUCAACAAGAACUAACCCCACACCAACAUGCGGAGCUUGAAAGUGCUUUCAGAAACUGCAAAAAUUUGUACACUCUGUCAGGUCUAUGGGAAGCUACUUCCCUUCAUCUCCCUGUUCUGUACCCGGCAUGUGGUAGUCUGACUUUCUUGAAUUUGAGCUAUGCAACUCUGCAAAGUUCUGACCUUGCCAAGCUUCUUGCAUACUGCCCAAAUCUACGUCGCCUUUGGGUCCUGGACACUGUAGAAGACAAGGGACUAGAGGCAGUUGGAUCCAGCUGCCCUUUGCUAGAGGAACUCCGUGUCUUCCCGGCAGGCCCCUUUGACCAGGAUAUAAACCAUGGAGUGACUGAAUCUGGCUUUGUUGCUGUGUCUCGUGGAUGUCGCAAGCUGUACUAUGUCCUGUACUUUUGUAGGCAAAUGACUAAUGCUGCUGUGGCUACUGUAGUUCAGAACUGCCCAGAUUUCACCCACUUCCGCCUUUGUAUAAUGAACCCCUGGCAGCCAGAUCACCUUACUGGUGAAGCCAUGGAUGAGGCCUUCGGUGCAGUGGUGAAGACAUGCACUAAGCUCCAGAGGCUUUCAGUUUCUGGCCGCUUGACUGAUCUAACAUUUGAGUAUAUAGGGAAGUACGCUAAAAAUCUUGAGACCCUUUCGGUAGCUUUUGCUGGGAGCAGCGACUGGGGUAUGCAGUGUGUGCUAGCAGGUUGCCCAAAACUGAGGAAACUUGAGAUACGGGACUGUCCAUUUGGAAACAAGGCUCUUCUCUCUGGAUUGGAGAAGUAUGAAUCAAUGCGGUCUUUAUGGAUGUCAGCCUGCAAUGUGACCUUGAACGGGUGCAGGCUACUGGCGAAGGAGAUGCCAAGGUUAAAUGUCGAGGUAAUGAAGGAUGAUGAGAAUGACGAAAGCCAGGCCGGUAAAGUUUAUGUAUAUCGGUCUGUAGCAGGGCCGAGAAGGGAUGCGCCACCUUUUGUUCUUACUCUUUGAAGUCAAAAACUUAUUCCGAGUUGAUGGUUGAUGCUGGACUGACGACGUACAUUUGGGCUUUGAGAUGUCGCAGUCGAAUGGAAAUAAAAGGUGAAGUAAGAAGUGAACUUGGAGUUGAAGUACCCGGGGAAAUAAAAGAAAGGAAAGGGAAUUGGAAAAAGAGAGCUUAUCAUGCCUUUGCAGCCAUGAAAGCAGUUACAAAGCUUAUAGCUUUGGAUUCAUGAUGAGGCUGCAAGGAGAGUUUUGCUGGAGCUGCUGGAUCAACUCAAUUAUUGCUUGAAGGAGGCUGCAUUUUUCUUCUAUUCGGCUGUGUGGUAAAAGGGAGCUCGGAGAGCAAAACACAGCGCUGGCACUGCAUCCGGACCAAGCCCGCGUUUGGAUGGCAGGGGUUUCAGGUUGCGCAGCUUAGCUUCCUCCUUCGAGAUGUGGUUUCUGUGAUGCCAAAGAAGCUUUGCCGAGAGUACGCUGUUUUGGCUAGCUGUACCGGAUCAUGGUAAAAACAAAAACCUGAAACUGGAGGUAUUGUAUCUUGAAGACGAGAGAUCAGUUUCAUUGUGUUUGUUCACAAUAGGGUCAUUAUAUUUGAUCAAAUUGGGUAAAAACCAUGGAUUCUUUGGAGUACUGUUCUAAUCGAGUGGUGGUUGAAGGCGUUGUUGAUCUUUGACCAUCGUAUCAAAUUGAUUGCAUGUCUCAUGUCCUCCGUCCU
This is a messenger RNA of Diospyros lotus (date-plum), 2607 nucleotides long. Its product is annotated as protein TRANSPORT INHIBITOR RESPONSE 1-like. The transcript has 5 exons. Gene Ontology annotation, biological process: SCF-dependent proteasomal ubiquitin-dependent protein catabolic process. Gene Ontology annotation, molecular function: protein binding. Lineage: Eukaryota; Viridiplantae; Streptophyta; Magnoliopsida; Ericales; Ebenaceae. The record is from RefSeq and is a predicted model, not a curated record. Gene Ontology annotation, cellular component: SCF ubiquitin ligase complex. The coding region runs from base 156 to 1901 and encodes 581 amino acids.